UAAAACAACUCACACUAGCUAGACAACAGUGACUUCCUUAAUUGAUCAGGCUUUUUAUGUAUUUCUGUGCAUCUCCUCAAAGCAAGUCAAGAUGUUGCCAUAAAAAUAAUAUAAGUUUAACAAUUGCUGCAGGGGGAAAGGAAGACUCAACUUUGUGAAAAGAUUAUGGAGGAGGUCUGGUGUCUGGGAUGUGGGAAGUGUUUGGAAAGGAGGACUGCAUCAGACAGUGGGCAAACACUACUGGUAGCUUAAAAACAUACCCACACACACACACACACAUAUGUCUCCCAAGGGCUUCAGUGAGAACGAGGGAUAGCCCUGUCUCUGCUGUGUGUAGCUUCUGAUCAAACAGAGUUGCCAGUCUCGUCCUCUGGCUCCAUGGCUGCCCUGUUCUGUGGCGUGUUGGUGCUGCUCUGUGGCUUUGACUCUGCAUGGGCCACAUUAGUCACCGAUAUGGACUAUGGUGGCAUUCCUCUGUGGAUUAACCGCCUGCUGGGCGAGCCCAGCGUUUUAAGUCUGCAGGGAAGGAUUGACCCGGCCUGGUUUCGAGCUAACAAUGACCAGGCCUGUCCUGAGCAGUGUGACUGUCCCAUCCACUGGCCGACGUCGCUCUACUGUGACAGCAGAGGCCUUGAAAGCCUCCCCCAGGACUUGCCGCAAGGAACCCAGUACUUGUUUUUACAGGGCAACAAGAUCUCAUCCCUGUCCUACCCCGUCCUGGCUAAUAUCACGGGGCUACGCUGGCUAAUCAUCGACAACAACCAGCUGGAGAGCAACGAACUGGAGCUGGCCUCUCUGCAGAACCAGACUCAGCUGCGCUACUUUUUUGCGAACCGCAACAACCUGAAAUCGGUGCCUGGCGGCUUACCGGCCGGACUCGAACAGCUGCGGCUGGCCUACAACCGAAUCAGCAGCAUCAGCCCAGGAGCUUUCCAGAACCUGCAGAAGCUGACGGUUCUGUUGCUGCAGGGAAACAGGCUGCAGACCAUCACAGAGGGCGACCUCAAAGGUCUCGUCAGGCUGAAUCUGUUGGACAUCAGUGGAAAUUAUUUCUCAGCCGUCCCCAGCCAUUUACCUCCCUCUGUCCAGCAGCUUUAUUUGUCCUACAACAACUUCUCUGGGCUGGACAAGGGCAGUUUUGAAGGUUUUCUCAACCUGAAGCACCUGCGCCUCAGCCACUGCGGCCUGCAGAGCAGCAGCGUCCACCCGCAGGCCUUUAACCACUCCAGCCUGGUGGAGGUGGACCUCUCUUACAACGAGCUGACCACCACCCCCACGGUUCCAACGACCCUGCAGUACCUCUACCUGGAGGCCAAUAGCAUUCAAGAGUUCAACGUGAGCAGCUUCUGCAGAGACGUGGGGCCUCUGUCCUACUCCAGGAUGAAGAUCCUACGGCUGGAUGGAAACAAAAUGGCACAGCACCAGCUCCCCCCUGACUGGGUUCACUGCCUCCGAGUGCUUCAGAGAAUUUUCAUCUGACUCGGAGAAUUAGUUAGUACAUCGUGUACCCCCUCCGACCCGAACAGGUGCUCCAGAGAAAAACACGACUAAACCUCAGCUUGUUGAUGUCCAGCUAAUCGUGUCUGUUCUUCACAUUAAAGCUUGAAAUCAGACAAGGCGACUUGUGAUUCACAUUGUCUUCACUGUGCAGAAACAAACCAAGUCGUUUCAGGAAAAAUAAAAGUUUAAAAGAGGACAAAGGCAAAAUGUAUCUCAACAUUAAUGUUUUAGGAAAACUGCUGAUUACAACGUUAUUAUUCCAAUCCCAUUUCUACACGAGAUCCGCUACUGCAGGGUCGGACAUCUGUGUUGUGUUACUGGAUAAUAGCAUUGGCAAGCUUUCUCUUCUGAAUUUACUGACUCAUGUGACUGCCAUGUUUCAACAACACGGCAGUCACACAUCGAGCCCAGCAGAGAGAUGAAUGAAUUGUCUCGAGAUGAAUAUUUGACUUAAUAUUAAGCCUAAGGAUGAAUAUGACAAAAAUGAUCUGCAGAAAAGGCACCAAAGUCUUAAAUGGAAUAAUGAAUUCAUGUUAAUGGAGAGGGAGGAUUUUAACCUGUCCAAAGUUUGGAUGAUUAAUCGAGCAAGAAUGUCAAAGAGGCAACAAGGCUGUAUGUUCAAUGUAAAACUGUAUUUAACAAGUUUACUGUUGACAGAUGGCAAAAAAA
Messenger RNA from Poecilia latipinna (sailfin molly), 2169 nucleotides. RefSeq names its product lumican. Lineage: Eukaryota; Metazoa; Chordata; Actinopteri; Cyprinodontiformes; Poeciliidae. The record is from RefSeq and is a predicted model, not a curated record. Gene Ontology annotation, molecular function: protein binding. Bases 379 to 1479 code for a protein of 366 amino acids. The transcript is spliced from 5 exons.